Seminavis robusta is the source of this 769-nucleotide messenger RNA. The record is from the annotation of a GenBank genome assembly. NCBI's taxonomy places the organism in Eukaryota, Bacillariophyta, Bacillariophyceae, Naviculales, Naviculaceae.
CCUCACAACUUAGCAGCCCCUUCCGUCGCAGUUGCAUGCACAUCCUUCUGUAAUGGACGCAUACAGUGACAUCUCGGAGAUCACCGGCUCAACAGCCCAGGACGAACUAGACUAUUUGAAGUCUACGUUUGGCCUGGACACGCACACAGCACUACUGCUCAAAAGGGCGAUGCACCUUCAAGAAAAGGGACAACUGAAGCAGGCUCAAAGAUACUAUGCUGCGGUGCUCGACAAGGCUUCCAAUUGCAAAUUCGCGGCUGACAACGCCAGAAUCGUCUCAGAGCUUUUGGCAGAUCAAGAACAAGAUACAUUGUAUGCAGAACCCAUCUUCGAGAAUGCUCCAACCCCUGUAGAGCGUGCAUCCAUUCAAGUGGUUGGAUCCCCCGAAACCGUCUUGGAGGAGUCUGAUGACGACACCCCCAGGUUGGCAAAUGUUUCGGAAGACUUGAGCUUGAUGAGUCUCCUUGACAGCAGUAGGGGAGGCAAUGGUACAUCAGUUCGCAACAUGCAAUCGUCUAACUUUGACGAUGCUUCCGAGAACGGCGAAGAUGUACAGCAGACUACUACGACAGCGUCCGCCCCCGAAAUCAACACUCACUCGCAGUUUGACGACGCGGUCGAGGACGACGCGGACGAUUACGAAUCUUUGUGUGAACUUGUCGCGCUGGCAUACAGUCUACACAUGUGAGCAUCCUCCGAUGAGCGCCCGGUACCGGUACUGGAACAAGUACCGAUAGUUGAACUAUGAUAGACCGUAUUCUAUUUGAUA